This is a messenger RNA of Ostreococcus tauri, 2259 nucleotides long. RefSeq names its product unnamed product. Bases 1 to 2259 code for a protein of 752 amino acids. The record is from RefSeq and is a predicted model, not a curated record. The transcript has a single exon. Lineage: Eukaryota; Viridiplantae; Chlorophyta; Mamiellophyceae; Mamiellales; Bathycoccaceae.
AUGAGCGCUAGCGUGUACGAAUCGACGACUACGGCGGUGAGUGCGUUGCGUACUCUGUCGCAUGACGACGAUGUGGUACUCAUGGAGUCCCUAAUGAGCCCUGUGUUGGACGCUCUGUCUUCCCCUGAGCUCAGGGGAGAGGGCUGGUUGGACACCGCCGUCGUCCCGAGACUGCAUCAGUUGCUUCAACGACCGAUGCGCGGAGGUAAAAGCUCGGACGAAAGCGCGUUCGACCUGCUCUUCAGAGUUUGGCGAUCUGGGCUGACGGAUGCCGAAGGAAAGCCACUUGACAAACCGAUUGAGCCUUUUUCGCGACGGGCCAAGUGGUCGUUGUCCACAUCCGCGUUCGCUCAAUUGGUUGACCAUUUCAAAAUGCGAAAGUUUUUACACGAGAGAGUGUUUAAAGCAUCUCAGAGGGCGAAAGACGUGAUGGAAAGGGAAUUUGUAUCAUGUCGAGCGAGCGGAAAGGUGACGGAGGAGUUGAUGGUUGCUUUCUCAGAGUCAGCGUACGUGCCGAGAUCACAUGAGGUCCUUCCACCGAGCAUUGAAGUGAGCGACAGACUCAAAGAGCUCCCUGUUUCUGGACCUUCCAAGCAGGAACUAUCUCAACCUCAGAGAUUCCUACGAGAGUUGUUGGUAUGCACGGAGUAUGCGGAAGUUGAGAAAAUGCUCAAGUCGAUCCCGAAGGAGGAUGUCUUGGCAACUAUACCCGUCGUCCUUCACUCGAAAGAGUUUGCGUCAAUCAAAACCAUGAUUGUUUCGCACGAAGACUUUGAUUCGAGCGUCGUAGAGCGUGACAUGAUCGCUACGCUGAAUCGUGUAACGUCGAGUGCAAAUGCAAAUGUUUCCUGCCGCACAAUGUUUAAGCUGGCGAGCGAUCUACUUUGGCCAGUCUUGGUCGCACCCGAAUCCACAUAUGAUCGAUUGAUUCACACAGCGAUUGCGCAUUCAUCACAGGCCUCGAUUAUCAUUGGAACUCUGCGACUAGUUCAGAGUAUAGGAAAGGCAAGGCGAAGUCAACACUCUGCUCCAUACUUGCUGACUGCCCUUGCUGAUCUAAUUCGCACAAUCCCGAAUAAUUUGAACAGUGCAAAAGCAAGCGAUGCAAUUGAUUACGUGUGCGACGAACUCUUUUCGAAUUUGGCUGGUAAGGUGCCCAUCUUGGACCCUCGCGAAGGAUUACUGUUCAUAGUGCUCCCCAGGCUCACAUUGGCAUAUCUGGAUGAGCCAGUCAGUGGUCAGCGACACGGUGUCCAUUUCGCUUUGAAUAUUUUGAAACAUAUCAUCACAACGGAGAAGGGAAUUGACGUGAGUUGCGUCGAACAGACUUUCCCUGAGGGAGUCUUGCUUGGACUGGUGCGUGUGAUACAGUGGUGCCAUUCGCGGCGGGCGUUAAUGAUACAAAGUAUGGCGACGACUCUAGCUCGUGAAAUCAGCAAAGCGUUGGCGAAAUCUUUUGCAAAAAAUCCACCCUCAGCUGAAAUAGUGUCAGGUCUCAGGUUUGCGGACGAAUUGGCCGAGAGUCACAUCAAUUGGGACGUGAGGCUUGCGAUAGAGCCUGUGAUGCGUCUCGUUCGCGGCAGUACGUCAUCGCCACCAUCUCCCCCGAUCAGGAACCCGAAUGAUGUAUUCGAGAUCGCCACUAAUAUUUUAAAGCUCUGUCGUGCUGUUUCGAGUGACGAGAUGCUCGUUGAUCUACUGGAAACGCUUCAGAGCUGCCAGAACAGUUUAGAUGAAUUCCAGCAAAGCACGUUGGUUGCGUGCACACUCGUCUUACCGUGUACGACAGUCGCAGAGUUCGAACGCAUAUCAUGCAUCGCUCUUCCGGCACUUUUGCGUUUGAAAGGCAACGAUGUCGACGAAGUUCGCAUGUCUUGCAUGGUUCUGGAUGUGCUGAGUCACAGCAUAAUCUUCACCGUCAGAGAAUGUCCUCAGCGAGUAUUCGCAAUCAGCCGUCACUUCACAAACUUUGCAUCCAAGGUCGUGAGCGAAGCGAAGCAAACGUUUGAUACGGAUGAGCGAUCUCGCUCUGUCGUUCGCACCGUCUUCGCAUCUAUAUUGAAGGUGUUGAGCGCUUUACAUCGAUCCUCAAAAUUUACCGAGAGCCAGUCGUGUGAAGUGUUGCUUUUGUCGAGCGCACUGUUCGUACUACAGGUACUCGCCUCGUCAUCAUCUCACAAAAAGUGGGCGUUAAAUCGCGUGCAAUCUUUACCUAGGAGCUGUGCGUCGAGAAAUCAACUUAAAACCGCAUUGUGCUAG